Perognathus longimembris pacificus (Pacific pocket mouse) is the source of this 1846-nucleotide messenger RNA. It is a transcript of the gene Nipa2, whose product is annotated as NIPA magnesium transporter 2. Gene Ontology annotation, cellular component: membrane. Gene Ontology annotation, molecular function: magnesium ion transmembrane transporter activity. The record is from RefSeq and is a predicted model, not a curated record. Lineage: Eukaryota; Metazoa; Chordata; Mammalia; Rodentia; Heteromyidae. Gene Ontology annotation, biological process: magnesium ion transport. The coding region runs from base 317 to 1399 and encodes 360 amino acids. The transcript has 7 exons.
CUGCCGGAGGCUCCGUCCCGCCCUCGGAAUUGUGCGCCCCGGGGACUCCGGCCGGGGCGCGCGCUCUCUCGCAAGUUCUCCGCGGUUGUUGUGGAUGGCUGGAGUGGAACUACUCAGCCAACCUUUGACAACUUAAGUGGGAAUAAAGGGUGGCAUUUCUGAGGAAAUGAAAAUGAACAAAUCAUCUCUGCUUUUCAAAAGAGAGACCAUGUUGAAUGUACAUAUGUGAAGACUGCAUCAUCCUGCCUCUAGUACCAGCAGUUUGUGUAUUCUCUGAUCAAUGUGAUUCACAGGAAGUUCUUAAGUACCAAACGAAAUGAGCCCGGGUCGUGGAAAAUAUGACUUUUAUAUCGGUCUGGGAUUGGCUAUGACCUCCAGCAUUUUCAUUGGAGGGAGUUUCAUUUUGAAAAAGAAAGGCCUUUUGCGACUUGCCAGAAAAGGUUCCAUGAGAGCAGGUCAAGGUGGACAUGCAUAUCUUAAAGAGUGGUUGUGGUGGGCUGGACUACUGUCAAUGGGAGCAGGUGAGGUGGCCAACUUCGCUGCGUAUGCGUUUGCACCAGCCACCCUGGUGACUCCGCUGGGAGCCCUCAGCGUCCUCGUAAGUGCCAUUCUUUCUUCAUAUUUUCUAAAUGAAAGACUUAAUCUUCAUGGGAAAAUUGGGUGCUUGCUAAGCAUUCUAGGGUCUACAGUAAUGGUCAUCCAUGCUCCAAAAGAAGAAGAGAUCGAGACCUUGAAUGAAAUGUCACAUAAGUUGGGUGAUCCAGGUUUUGUGGUCUUUGCAACUCUCGUGGUCAUUGUGUCCUUGAUACUGAUCUUCGUGGUGGGACCUCGCCAUGGACAGACAAACAUCCUCGUGUACAUCACAAUCUGCUCUGUGAUUGGAGCAUUUUCUGUCUCCUGUGUGAAGGGCCUGGGCAUCGCCAUCAAGGAACUGCUGGCUUCGAAGCCAGUGCUGCAGCAUCCCCUGGCCUGGAUCUUGCUGCUGAGCCUCGUGGUCUGUGUGAGCACACAGAUCAAUUAUUUAAACCGAGCCCUGGACAUUUUCAACACGUCCAUCGUGACCCCCAUCUACUACGUGUUCUUUACCACUUCGGUUCUAACGUGCUCAGCCAUCCUUUUUAAAGAGUGGCAGCACAUGCCUGCUGAUGAUGUCAUUGGGACCCUGAGUGGCUUCCUCACCAUCAUUGUGGGGAUAUUCUUGUUGCAUGCCUUUAAGGACGUCAGCUUUAGUCUUGCAAGUUUGCCCGUGUCUUUUCGAAAAGAUGAAAAAGCAGUGAAUGGCAAUCUCUCUAAUAUGUAUGAAGUUCUUAAUAAUAAUGAAGAAAGCUUACCCUGUGGAGUUGAACAACACACAGCUGAAAAUAUCUCCCGGAGAAAUGGAAAUCUCUCAGCUUUUUAAGAAAGAUACAACUAAAAGGCUAAUCUAGAAUUCGGUUAUAAAGUGAUUGAGUAUGAGAAUGUGUCUGAAAAAGCAUUGUCUUCAGUGCUUCUCUAAAGACAAUCUUUUUAAAAAGUUUCAUUCAUUUGGACCAAGAAAUUACUUUUCUUAUAUUUAAACAAUGGUAGUUUAAAUGAGGUCACUUAAAAUGACCCCAGUACAUGGCUGAUUUCUAUUAAUAUUGUAUUAUUGUAGAGGUAUUUUACAUUUUGAUUCUUUCUCCAAAAUCUAAAUGCACUAAUACAAUUUUAAGUCUAUAAAAAUGCUUUAUUUUUUCAUUGGUGAUGAAAGUCUGAAAUGUGUAUUUGUCAUCCCAGCCUGCCAGUCCCUGAGUAUUCAUGACUUCUUGAUUGUGAAAAAGAACAAAAUUAUCCCAAUACAUUAGCCUCUGGUUUACCUUACUUAUCA